Molecule: messenger RNA, 657 nt
Organism: Sabethes cyaneus
Lineage: Eukaryota; Metazoa; Arthropoda; Insecta; Diptera; Culicidae
Product: glutathione S-transferase 1-1-like
Exons: 3
Coding region: 1-657 (218 amino acids)
Biological process (GO): glutathione metabolic process
Molecular function (GO): glutathione transferase activity
Source: RefSeq, a predicted model, not a curated record
AUGGCCCCGAUUGUGCUUUACCAUUUUCCGAUUUCGGCACCGUCAAGGUCGGUUUUGCUGGUGAUGCGCAACCUUGAACUAGACGUUGAGAUCAAAAUUCUCAAUCUCAUGGCCGGCGAACACAUGCAACCAAGUUUCCUCAAGAUCAAUCCCCAGCACACGGUACCGACGAUUGUUGACGACGACUAUAUACUCUGGGAAUCCAAAGCAAUCGUAACGUAUUUGGUGGAGCAGUAUAAGCCGGACAGUGCACUUUAUCCUGCUGAUCCGAAGGUGCGCGGUAUCAUAAACCAGCGGUUGUACUUUGACUCGACAGUCCUCUGGGCACGUGUAUUCUCUGCCGUUGCACCGCUGAUGCGUCAGGGAGCCACUAAUAUACCACAAGAUAAAAAGGACUCUAUCAAGGAUGCGUUGAAAACGUUGAAUGAUUACCUCGACGGACAAAACUGGGUGGCAGGUGAUAAAUGCUCUGUAGCUGACCUCUGUUUACUCGCUAGCGUUUCCACCCUGGAUAAAGUCGGGGUGGAUUUAAGCCAGUUUGCUAACAUCGUGGCGUGGUACGAUCGCUGUAGUUCUUUACCCGGUUACGACGAAAACAACGAAGGCGCCACUGGUUUCGGUAACGCCAUUAAAUCAAAGCUAGAUGAACCAUUUUAA